GGCGGAGCUGCAGCGCUCGGGAGGCGGGGCCGGCGCGGUCCUCCAGGGCCCCUCUGGCCGCCCCGCUCUCGCUGCUUCCCCGGCUCCGGGGCCGUUCUGUCCCGCUCCUCCGGCGUCUCGCUGGUCGUCGUCGGGUCGGUUUGGCUCCGGGAGGAGGCGGCCUGAUGCUCGCGGGGCCCCUCCUCUGAGUGCCCACCGCCCUCAGGGCCCGGCCAUGGCCUCCGCCCGGGGCCAUGGCCCCCCGGCGCUGCUGGUGCUGGUGGCGGCCCUGCUGGGGCCCCGGGCCCCCCAGGCGCAGGCCGGUGACUGCAAGGGCCAGAGGCAGGUGCUGCGGGAGGCCCCGGGCUACGUGUCCGACGGGGCGGGAAAUUACAGCGUCAAUGGCAACUGCGAGUGGCUCAUCGAGGCCCCCAGCCCCCAACACCGCAUCCUCCUGGACUUCCUGUUCCUGGACACCGAGUGCACCUACGACUACCUCUUUGUGUACGACGGGGACUCGCCCCGGGGCCCCCUGCUAGCCAGCCUCAGCGGCAGCACCCGGCCCCCGCGCAUCGAGGCCGCCUCAGGCAAGAUGCUGCUCCAUCUCUUCUCCGAUGCCAACUACAACCUGCUGGGCUUCAAUGCCUCGUUCUCCUUCUCUCUGUGCCCCGGUGGCUGUUCGGGCCGGGGCCUGUGCGAGCCCUCGGGCCAGUGCGCCUGCGAGCCGGGCUGGGGAGGCCCUGGCUGCACCCGCCAGGACUGCUCCUCGUACUGCCGCGAGCACGGCACCUGUGCCUCGGAGGCGGGCCCCUGCCGCUGUGAGCCCGGCUUCCUGGGCCGCGCCUGCGACCUGCGGCUGUGGGAGAACCAGGGGGCAGGCUGGUGGCACAACGUGAGCGCCGAGGAUGCCGCCUUCCCGGCCCGCAUCGGGGCGGCCGGCGCCUUCCUCUCGCCUCCGGGGCUGCUCGCGGUCUUUGGAGGUCAGGACCUGAACUCGGCCCUGGGCGACCUCGUUCUGUACAACUUCUCCGCCAACGCCUGGGAGCGGUGGGACCUCAGCCCCGGCCCGGCUGCCCGUCAUUCCCACGUGGCCGUGGCCUGGGCUGGCUCCCUAGUGCUCAUGGGGGGAGAGCUGGCCGACGGCUCUCUGACCAGUGACGUGUGGGCCUUCAGCCCCCGGGCUGGGGGCCACUGGGAGCUGCUGGCCCCCCCUUCCUCAGGGCCCCCAGGGCCCCCAGGCCUGGCUGGACAUGCUGCCGCCCUGGUGGACGACUCCUGGCUCUACGUCUUUGGGGGCCGUACCCAGCACGACCUCUUCUCUUCGGGCCUCUUCCGCUUCCGCCUAGAGGGCCCUGGGGGGGGCCGGGGCCACUGGGAAGAAGUGUGGCCGGCAGGCGGCCGGCCCCCCGCCGCCACAGGCCAUUCCAUGAUCUUCCACCCGCCAUCCCGGGCCCUGCUCGUCUAUGGGGGCCACAGGCCUUCCACGGCCAGGUUCUCCGUACGAGUGAACUCCACCGAGCUCUUCCACGUGGACCUGCGGGUGUGGACCUCCCUGCGCGGCCGGGACGGUCAGCGGGGGCCCCGGGAGCGGGCCUUCCACACAGCCAGUGUCCUUGGCAACUACAUGGUGGUCUAUGGUGGCAACGUGCACACUCACUACCAGGAGGAGAAGUGCUACGAGGACGGCAUCUUCUUCUACCAUCUUGGCUGCCACCAGUGGGUGUCUGGAGCUGAGCUGGCCCCUCCUGGGACCCCCGAAGGCCGGGCGGCACCCCCAGGGGGCCGGUACUCCCACGUGGCGGCUGUGCUGGGGGGCAGCGUCCUGCUGGUGGCCGGUGGGUACAGCGGGCGGCCCCGAGGGGAUCUCAUGGCCUACAAGGUGCCCCCCUUCGUGUUCCAGGCGCCAGCCCCUGAUUACCACCUGGACUACUGCUCCAUGUAUACGGAACACAGCGUCUGUGCCAGGGACCCGGAGUGCAGCUGGUGCCAAGGAGCCUGCCAGGCCGCCCCGCCCCCGGGGAGCCCCCCUGGAGCCUGCCCAGCAGCUGGCUGCCUGGGUCUGGCCCGCCUUCUGGGUGACUGCCAGGCCUGCCUGGCCUUCAGCGCCGCCGUCCCUCCGCCUCGUGGGCCUGGCGCCCUGGGCUGGUGCGUCCACAACGAGAGCUGCCUCCCCCGGCCUGAGCAGGCCCGAUGCCGAGGGGAGCAGAUUUCGGGCACCGUGGGCUGGUGGGGGGCAGCCCCCGUCUUUGUCACGACUCUCGACGCCUGUGUUACCCAGAGUUUCCUGCCCGGCCUGCACCUGCUCACCUUCCAGCAGCCCCCCAACGCCUCCCAGCCCGACAAGGUCAGGGGCCCCAGUGGGGGUGGGGGGCUGGCUCUGUGCAAUGGGGGCCCGGGGGCCGGGAGCUGCCCGGCUCCCCAGGAAUGUGUCCCAGAGGAAGCCGGAGGGGCCGGGGUCGGCCGCUGCCGCUGCCCCCCAGGCUGGGCCGGCCCCGCCUGCACCCUCGCCCUGUGCCCCGGGAACUGCUCGGCCCACAUCGCAGGGGGCAUCUGCAACCAGAGCCUGGGAUUGUGCGUGUGCUUUGAAGGCUUCGGGGGAGCGGACUGCGCCACGCAUCUGGAUGGGGGGCGGCUGGUCUGGGAGACGCUCCUGGAUAGCCGGCUCUCUGCUGAUACGGCGAGUCGCUUCCUGCACCGUCUGGGCCACACCAUGGUGGAGGGGCCUGACUCUACCCUGUGGAUGUUCGGGGGUCUGGGCCUGCCCCAGGGGCUGUUGGGAAACCUGUACAGGUACUCGGUGGGGGAACGGCGCUGGACCCAGAUGCUGGCUGGUUUCGGGAGGGAUGGGGGGCCCGGGCCUGCUCCCCCUUUCCCACGGCCCGGGCCCCCGGCCCCGCUGGCCGGGGCCAUGCCCGCGGGGCUCACGGCAGCGGGGGUUGCCCGGGACUUCUGGGUCCUCAACCUCACCACCUUGCAGUGGCGCCAGGAGGAAUUGGAAGGCCACCCCCCCUUGGUCCCUGAUGUGCCCCCUUUUCCCGACCCUUUCUUGUCCCCCCCAGAAGGGGCCUUUCUCUGCUGCCUGGGGGGGAUUUGGCCCGAGAAUGGUUUCAACCAGCAGCUCCUGGAGGUUCAGCCCAGCGGGCCGGGCUGGCCAGCCCCGGGGACGCCCACUGGCCUUUACGGUCCACCGGGGUUCAUCACGAGGGCCACAGACUCACUGUAUGUUUCGGCCUUCCAUUCCGCCGAACUGGCUGCCCCAUCCCCGGAGCUUUACUCCCUGCACUGCCCUGACCGCACCUGGAGCCUGCUGGCCCCUUCCCAGGGGGCAAAGCCCAGGCCCCGACUCUUCCAUGCGGCCGCCCUGCUUGGGGACACCAUGGUGGUCCUGGGGGGUCGCUCAGAGCCAGACGAGUUCAGCAGUGACGUCCUGUUGUACCAGGUCAACUGCAACGCGUGGCUGCUGCCCAACCUGACCCGUCCGGCCUCCGUGGGCCCCCCGAUGGAGGAGUCAGUGGCCCACGCUGUGGCGGCCGUGGGGGGCCGAGUCUACAUCUCUGGGGGUUUUGGGGGGGUGGCCCUUGGGCGGCUGCUGUCCCUGAGCUUGCCCUCGGACCCCUGCCACCUGGUGCACUCCCCCGAGGCCUGCAAUGGCUCAGGUGCCUGCAGCUGGUGCCACGGAGCGUGCCUGUCAGGAGACCAGGCUCACAGGCUGGGCUGUAGCAGCCCCUCGUGCUCCCCCAUGCCCCGUACGUCUGAGGAGUGUCGUCGCCUGCGCACCUGCAGCGAGUGCCUCGCCCGCCACCCCCGCACCCUGAGGCUGGGGGAAGGGGAGGAGGCCGCCCCGCCACGCUGUAAGUGGUGCACCAACUGUCCCGAGGGCGCCUGCAUCGGCCGCAACGGCUCCUGCACCUCGGAGAACGACUGCCGCAUCAACCAGCGCGAGGUGUUCUGGGCCGGCAACUGCUCUGAGGCCGCGUGCGGGGCGGCCGACUGCGAGCAAUGCACGCAGGAGGGCAAGUGCAUGUGGACGCGGCAGUUCAAGCGCACUGGGGAGACCCGCCGCAUCCUCUCGGUGCAGCCCACCUACGACUGGACCUGCUUCAGCCACUCCCUGCUCAACGUGUCGCCCAUGCCUGUGGAGUCCUCGCCCCCCAUGCCCUGCCCAACGCCCUGCCACCGGCUCCCCAACUGCUCCUCCUGCCUCGACUCCAAGGGAGCGGACGGGGGCUGGCAGCACUGUGUCUGGAGCAGCAGCCUCCAGCAGUGUCUGAGCCCGUCUUUUCUACCUCUGCGCUGCCUGGCAGGGGGCUGUGGGCGUCUGCUGCGAGGGGCAGAGAGCUGCUCCCUGGGCUGCGGCAAUGCCCCUCAAUGCGCCCUCUGCCUUCGACGCCCGCACUGCGGCUGGUGUGCCAGGGGAGACCCCGGCCAAGACGGGGCAGGCCUGUGUAUGGAGGGGGGCCUCAGCGGGCCCCGGAAUGGCCUGACGUGUGGGCACGGAGAUCCCGGGGCUACCUGGGCCUUCCUGUCUUGUCCUCCCGAGAACGAGUGUGUCAAUGGGCACCACGACUGUAACGAGACCCAGAACUGUCACGACCGGCCUCAUGGCUAUGAGUGCACCUGCAAGACCGGAUACACCAUGGACCACGUGCGGGGCCAGUGCCGCCCAGUCUGCGCCCAGGGCUGCGUGAACGGCUCCUGCGUGGAGCCCGACCACUGCCUCUGCCACUUCGGGUUCGUCGGCCGUAACUGUUCGACUGAGUGUCGUUGCAACAGGCACAGCAACUGCGACGGUGUGGGGGCCCGGGACCGCUGCCUCGAGUGUCACAACAACACUGCGGGUCCCCACUGCGAACGUUGUCGGCCACUAUUCGUGGGCUCCGCCUUGGGAGGUGGGACCUGCCGCCCCUGCCGAGCUUUCUGCAGAGGGAACAGUGACAUCUGCGUCUCAGAAAAGGAGCUGGAAAUGGCCCGGGAUGACCCGGAGACCUAUUCCCUGGAUCCUGAGGAGAUUGAGAAAUGGGUGUCCGAGGGGCCGAGCGAGGACGAGGCCGUGUGCGUGAACUGUCAGAACAACAGCUACGGGGACAAGUGCCAGCGCUGCCUGGAAGGGUAUUUUCUCCUGGAUGGCCGGUGCACCAAGUGCCAGUGUAACGGCCACGCGGAUACCUGUAAUGAGGAUGGCACGGGCUGCCCCUGCCAGAAUAACACGGAGACAGGCACCUGCCAAGGGAGCUCCCCCAACGACCGCCGGGACUGCUACAAGUACCAGUGCGCCAAGUGCCGCGAGUCAUUCCAUGGGAGCCCCCUCGGGGGCCAGCAGUGUUACCGACUGAUCUCGGUGGAGCAGGAGUGCUGCCUGGACCCCACCUCACAGACCAACUGUUUCCACGAGCCCAAGCGCCGGGCCCUGGGCCCCGGGCGGACCGUGCUUUUCGGGGUCCAGCCGAAAUUCACCAAUGUGGACAUCCGCCUGACGCUGGACGUGACCUUUGGCGCCGUCGACCUCUAUGUCUCCACGUCCUACGACACCUUUGUGGUGCGUGUGGAUCCGGACACCGGGGUCCACUCUGUACACAUCCAGCCCCCUCCGCCGGCCCCUCCGCCCGUGGCCGCGGAGGCCGGGCUGCGGGCAGGAGAAGCAGGCGCUGGGGGGCCGGGGCCGCCCCCCGAGCCCCGGGUGCGGGAGGUGCGUCCCCGGGGGCUCAUCACCUAUGUGACGGUGAUGGAGCCUGCGGCGGUGCUGGUGGUGCGCGGGGUGCGGGACCGGCUGGUCAUCACCUACCCCCACGAGCAGCACGCCCUCAAGUCGAGCCGCUUCUACUUGCUCCUACUGGGCGUCGGGGACCCCUCGGCGCCCGGCGCCAACGGCUCCGCGGACUCCCAGGGCCUGCUCUUCUUCCGCCAAGACCAGGCGCACAUCGACCUCUUCGUCUUCUUCUCUGUCUUCUUCUCCUGCUUCUUCCUCUUCCUGUCCCUCUGCGUUCUGCUCUGGAAGGCCAAGCAGGCCCUGGAUCAGCGGCGGGAGCAGCGGCGGCACCUGCAGGAGAUGACCAAGAUGGCCAGCCGUCCUUUCGCCAAGGUCACGGUCUGCUUCCCGCCCGAGCCGGCCGUCACCGUCCCCUGGAAGACGAGCGGCAUGGGCCUCCCCGCCCCCGCCUUCCGCCGUUCGGAGCCUUUCCUGGCCCCGCUGCUGCUGACCGGGGGCGGGGGGCCGUGGGGCGCCGGCAGUGGGGGCUGCUGCCCUGUGGCGCUGCGGGCCGGGCCCAUCACCCUGGAGCCCACCGAGGACGGCAUGGCCGGCGUGGCCACGCUCCUGCUGCAGCUGCCCGGUGGCAUCUACACCCCUAACCGGGCUUGCCUGGGCUCGGCCCUGGUCACCCUGCGGCACCGGCUGCAGGAGUACUGUGGAGGGGGCGCCGGCCCCGGGGCCAGCGGGCACGGCGCAGGGGGUGGCAGGAAGGGACUGCUGACUCACGACAACCUCACCAGCAUGUCGCUCUGAGGGCCUGGGGGUGGAGAGGGCCGCCCAUUCCUGGUCCCUGCCCCUCCGCCCCCCACACUCCCAAGCCACCCCUCGCCUCAGAGUCCCCCAUGGGGCCAGGCUCUCAGACUCUGCCUUUUCCGGACCCCCAGCGGGCUCAUCUGGUUGGGAGAUGCCCUCCCCGUGGCCCCUCUUUUGGGCCUUGGACCGUGCCCGUAUUUGGCCUCUCCGUGGAAUUGUUCCCCCUGGGCUCUGGGCCAGGUUUCUUCUCUCAAGGCAGCCCCCCUCCUGUCCCCUCCCCUCAAGCCCCUCCCCUCUGGGCCUGGAGCCCCUCGUCCACAGAUAGUGUGGACUCCAGAGCCGUGGUCUCCCCAGAGACCCCCCGGGCGACCGCUUCCUGACACUGGACUGCCUCGACUUUCUUAGGAGUCCCUUGGCUUCCUGGAUGUCGCAGUAUUUCAGGUGUGGACACGUAGUCCAGCUUGUACCCGAAGCCCCCGUGCCCCGCGGUGCGGGGAACCUCACUACCUCCUGAGGCAGGCCGUUCCAGGUGGAGGCUGCCCUCGCCGCUGGCAGGAUUUUCCUGAAGUCAGGCCUCAGUUCACCCCUUUGUGUCUCCACCCGUUGCUCCCAGCCUGCUCUGGUUCAGAGGGACCAGUCUUGUCCUCCUCUUGCAUGGCAGCCCUUCAGCUACAUCAGCACUCGUGUGUGUCCCCUGCACUGUGGUCAUCUCCAAGGCAGCCCCACGCCACCCGCUCGGCCCCCGAGUCCCACAUCCCGGGCGGUCUCCCGGAGCUCUUCCCUUUAGGGCUGGAAAAGCCGGGGGGCCCCUGGUCACAGUGCCGACUCCCACUGGGCUUGGCGGCCCAAUGCCCUCCACUCACUUGCGGUGUCUCUGAAACCCAAGGUCAGCCACCUGAAGCCUUUGGGGCUGCCUCCGUCAGCAGUGAAAGAUCCCUCCCUCUUGCUCUCGGGGUUCCAUGAGGGUCGACCAUGCUUUUACCCAAGUCAUCACUGAGAAUUCAGCCCGGGACUGCAGCUCUCCGGGGUCAGAAGCCCACAUCUCUGGGGGGAAGCAGCUUCUUCGGCCGCCACUCCUGGCUGGAUUCCCAGCCAGCCAACCCGCUUCUUCCCCAGGGGGACCUUCUGAUCUGGGGAUGGGUCAGCGACAGGAAUCCCCUGUCCCCAGUGGUUUUGGCUCAGAGGCCAGAUGGCUGAUUAUUGGCAAUGUGAGAGGGAAUUGCUUGAUAGCCUUGGAAGCCCCUUCCAUGAUCAAUAACCCUUUCAGCCUGCCCCCACCCCCUCAGCGGCCCAAGUAGCAGCCAAGGUGGCGCUUGUAAAGCACUUAGCUCAGUGCCUGGCACGUAGUAGGUGCUGCAGAAAUGCUGCCGCCGUCUCUUUCCAACCAAUGACAUCGAUGAAAUCCAGACCCUCUCCCGAUCGGUAGCGAAGCAUCUCGGUCCCUGGUUCUUUAACUCGGGACUCUACUUUUCUCCCCCAAGUCCCCCUGGGGUUUUCCUUCCUAUUCAUCCCCCCUCCUGUUUCAGAACCCCUCAGCCUUCCCCUCCAGGGCUUUGGAGGCCGUUUCCUCUAGCUUGCUGCCUGCUCCUGUUCCUCCCGAGUCAGAGGACCUGGGCGGCCUCUUGUGGGUAGGGAGGUGGUCGCUGCCUGUUGUGUAUGGGAGGAGGAAACCUAAAAUUGCCAAAUAAAACAUUGCCAGGGGA
Molecule: messenger RNA, 8184 nt
Organism: Sarcophilus harrisii (Tasmanian devil)
Lineage: Eukaryota; Metazoa; Chordata; Mammalia; Dasyuromorphia; Dasyuridae
Gene: MEGF8
Product: multiple EGF like domains 8
Molecular function (GO): protein binding
Source: RefSeq, a predicted model, not a curated record